This is a messenger RNA of Sander lucioperca (pikeperch), 1309 nucleotides long. RefSeq names its product tetraspanin 14 (gene tspan14). NCBI's taxonomy places the organism in Eukaryota, Metazoa, Chordata, Actinopteri, Perciformes, Percidae. The record is from RefSeq and is a predicted model, not a curated record. The transcript is spliced from 9 exons. Gene Ontology annotation, cellular component: membrane. The coding region runs from base 115 to 927 and encodes 270 amino acids. Gene Ontology annotation, biological process: protein localization to plasma membrane; regulation of vascular endothelial growth factor signaling pathway; protein maturation.
AGCAGAACGUAUAUCUGUAUAUAUUAUAUAUAUAUCUUUAUAUAUUAUAUAUCUCUAUAUAGAUAUAUCUAUAUAUGAGCUCAGGAGAGGAGAGGUAACAGGACUCUGAGAGGUAUGUACUACUAUCGCUAUGACAACGCUGAGGUCAGCUGCUGCUAUAAAUACCUCAUGUUCAGCUACAACAUCAUCUUCUGGCUGGCUGGAGUGGCCUUCAUUGCCGUUGGUUUCUGGGCGUGGAGUGAAAAGGGAGUCCUGCUGGAUCUGACCCAGGUGACCCGGCUCCAUGGAUUUGACCCGGUCUGGUUGGUUCUGGUGGUGGGCGGAGUCACCUUCAUUCUGGGCUUCGCCGGCUGCGUGGGCGCUCUCAGAGAAAACAUCUGUCUGCUAAAGUUUUUUUCGGGCGUGAUCGGCUUCAUCUUCAUCCUUGAGCUGACGGCGGCCGUGCUGGCCGUGGUGUUUCAGAGUCAGGUCCGAGAAUGGAUCAACGACUUCUUCCUGGCGAACGUCAGAGCCUACCGCGACGACAUCGACCUCCAGAACCUCAUCGACUCCCUGCAGAGGAUGAACCACUGCUGUGGUGCCCAGGAACCAGACGACUGGGACCAGAACAUUUAUUUCAGCUGUAACGGGACUCAUCGCAGCAGAGAGAAGUGUGGCGUUCCUUUCUCCUGCUGCAUCACGGACCCCGCGGACUCACCAGGAGUGGUGAACACUCAGUGUGGCUACGACGUCAGAAACAGACCCAAGAGGGAGUGGAGCAGUCAUAUCUUCACUAAAGGCUGCAUCGCUGCGUUGGAGGACUGGUUACCUGGAAACCUCUACACCGUGGCCAUCGUCUUUAUCGUCAUCUCUCUGCUGCAGAUGGUGGGGAUCUACCUGGCGCGGACUCUGAUCUCUGACAUCGAGAAGUCCAAAUUCACCUACUGAGACCACGCCAUGGGCCUAACCAUACAUGGACGGGGCCUAACCACGCAGGGGCGGGGCCUAACCAUGCAGGGGCGGGGCCUAACCAUGCAGGGCGGAGCCGCCGCCAGAUGUUACUGGACCAAGUAUCUUCAGUCAGACGUGCCUUCUUCUUCUCCUCUUCCUGUCAUCAGUUCGCUGCUCUUCUGCUGAUGACCCCGUUGCCAUGGGGUCUGUCUCCUUGACGACGUGUUAUAUUGUGUGUCUGCACCAGACUGCCUUCACUUCUGUUAACGAACAAACUGUUUACUGCUCAGUGCCUCAAUCUUCAUCAUCAUCACCAUCACCACCAUCAUCAUCACCAUCAUCACCAUCAUCACCAUCAUCAUCACCAUCACCACCAUCA